Molecule: messenger RNA, 16688 nt
Organism: Halichondria panicea
Lineage: Eukaryota; Metazoa; Porifera; Demospongiae; Suberitida; Halichondriidae
Exons: 8
Coding region: 162-12926 (4254 amino acids)
Biological process (GO): signal transduction
Molecular function (GO): protein binding
Source: RefSeq, a predicted model, not a curated record
CUAUAAUCUCUGGGCCGGGCUAACCAGUAAUCAGAUCAUGCUAAUGAUAUCCGGUUAAUCCUUACCCGAGGAAGGGCUGGCUGGCGAGUCUAUACUAGCUAUACUGUACUGUGCUGGAAAAAACAAAAAGCCAACAAGUAUUACAAGCACUACAAUAAGAAAUGGCUGGCGAAAGCCAGUCAUGUGAUACUCCCCUGCACACUGCUGCAAGCCGUGGGGACUUAGAUGAGGUCAGAGAGCUGUUGAAAACAAAGCAAUAUGAAGCGGACGUCAGAAACUCCAACAACCAAACAUCUCUUCAUCUUGCAUGUGCUAAUGGUCAUCUCGAUACGGUUUGGACACUAGCCAAUGACUUUGGUGCUGACAUAGGAGCUAUUGAUAAUGGCGGUAAUACACCAUUGCUCUUUGCUGCGAAGAACAAACAUGUGCAAAUAAUUGUCAUGUUGAUCCUAUUAUUGAUGUGUGGUAGACACCGCUCCAAUGGAAUAAGACUACCAUGUUUCUUUAACCGUACUCAGAUGAUUUCUCAUCAUGUUAAAAUCUAUGAGGAUAUUCUCUUUGACUUUUACAAUGAUUUUGAAGCUGUCGAGAAAACUUUGCUAAUGAUAUUCAAAUUCUUUGUCGAUUAUAACGAAUUUAGAGAUUAUAAUUAUAAUAAUAAUGGCUUUAUUACAUUGUUUGUAGCUGCAUCACUAGGUCUUAUAGACUUGAUUAAACGACUUGUUACAGAGAAAAAAGCAGAUCUCAAUAUUAUAGGCUUCCAUGGCUUGUCUAUUCUCCACUGCAUCUGCUUUGGAGGACAAGUACUGCUCAUGGAGAAUCUUAUUUCAGAGUAUGGUAUUGACCCCCUGUUAAAAGAUAACAUUGGGCGCUCUGCUCUGUAUUAUGCAGCAAAAAGUGGAGGUCCCUAUUCGUGUGUUAGUGGCCACAUAAAAGUAGUAGACACCCUAGUGACAAUGUAUGGUCUCAAUCCCACCGAUAGAGAUAAUAAUGGAGACACACCUCUACAUUGGGCAACUAUGGCAGGACAACUUGAAACAGUAAGACACUUGAUCAGUAACUACAGUGCUAAUAUUGAUUGCACUAAUAAUAGGAACAAAACUCCAUUGAUGAUAGCUGUGCAGACUGGUAAUACACAUGUUGUGGAUGUGUUUGUGAAAGAAUUCAACAGCGAUUGCCAUGUCCGAAGUUACAAUGGUCGUACUCUCCUUCACUAUGCAUGCAACGAUGGCCAUAUAGAACUGAUAGACAAACUGGCGAUGGAAUAUGGCCUCGAUCUCGCAGAUAAAGAUAACGAAGGAAACACACCUCUACAUAUUGCAGCCGCUAGAGGACGUGUUGAAAUAGUGAGACACCUGAUCAGUAAGCACAGUGUUGAUAUUGAUUGCACUAAUAAUCAGAACAUUACACCAAUGUUGCUAGCUGCACUGAAUGGGCAUGUGCAUGUUUUAGAUGCGUUAAUCAAAGAAUUCAACUGCACUUGUCAUGUCCGAGGUUAUACUCUUCUUCACUCUGUGUGCAAGCGAGGCCAUAUAGAACUGAUAGAUAAACUGGUGAUGGAAUAUGGCUUCGAUAUAGCAGAUAAAGACAACGAAGAAAACACACCUCUACAUGUUGCAGCCAUGGUAGGGCAUGUUGAAACAGUGACACACCUAAUCAGUAAGCACAGUGCUGAUUGCCAUGUUCGAGGUUACAAUGGUUAUACUCUACUGCACUAUGCAUGCAAAUGUGGCCAUAUAGAACUGACAGAUAAGCUGGUGAUGGAAUAUGGCCUCGAUCUCGCGGAUAGAGAUAAUGAAGGAAACACACCUCUACAUAUUGCAGCAUUGUACGGACUUGUUGAAACAGUGAGACACCUGAUCAGUAAGCAUAGUGUUGACAUUGAUUGCACUAAUAAUCAGAAAAAUACCCCAAUGAUGCUAGCUGCAAUGAAUGGUCAUGCGCGUAUUUUAGAUGCGUUAAUCAAAGAAUUCAACUGCACUUGUCAUGUCCGAGGUUAUACUCUUCUUCACUCUGUGUGCAAGCGAGGCCAUAUAGAACUGAUAGAUAAACUGGUGAUGGAAUAUGGCUUCGAUAUAGCAGAUAAAGACAACGAAGAAAACACACCUCUACAUGUUGCAGCCAUGACAGGUCAUGUUGAAACAGUGAGACACCUGAUCAGUAAGCACAGUGCUGAUUGCCAUGUUCGAGGUUACAAUGGUUAUUCUAUACUUCACUAUGCGUGCAAAUGUGGCCAUAUAGAACUGACAGAUACUCUGGUGAUGGAAUAUGGCCUCUAUCUCGGAGAUAGAGAUAAUGAUGGAAACACACCUCUACAUAUUGCAGCCGCUGAAGGACAUGUUGUAACUGUGAGACACAUAAUCAGUAAGCAUAGUGCUGAUAUCAAUUGCACUAAUAAUCAGAACAAUACUCCAUUGAUGCUAGCUACACUGAAUGGUCAUGUGCAUGUUUUAGAUCCGUUAAUCAAAGAAUUCAACAGCAAUUGUCAUGUCCAAGGUUACAACGGUUAUACUCUACUUCACUAUGCGUGCAAAUGUGGCCAUAUAGAACUGACAGAUAAACUGGUAAUGGAAUAUGGCCUCGAUCUCGCGGAUAGAGAUAAUGAUGGAAACACACCUCUACAUAUUGCAGUCGCUGAAGGACAUAUUGUAACAGUGAGACACCUAAUCAGUAAGCAUAAUGCUGAUGUUGACUGCACUAAUAACCAGAACGCUACUCCGUUGAUGCUAGCUGUGAUGGGUGGUCAUACACAUGUUUUGGAUGCAUUAGUCAAAGAAUUCAGCAGUAGUUGUCAUGUCCGAAAUAGCAAUGGUAAUACUCUACUUCACUUUGCGUGCAAGGGUAGCCAUAUAGAACUGACAGAUAAAUUGGUGAUGGAAUAUGGCCUCGAUCUUGCAGAUAGAGAUAAUGAAGGAAACACACCUUUACAUAUUGCAGCCAUGGCAGGACAUGUUGAAACCGUGAGACACCUGAUCAGUAAGCAUAGUGUUGAUAUUGAUUGCACUAAUAAUCAGAAAAAUACCCCAAUGAUGCUAGCUGCAAUGAAUGGUCAUGCGCGUAUUUUAGAUGCGUUAAUCAAAGAAUUCAACUGCACUUGUCAUGUCCGAGGUUAUACUCUUCUUCACUCUGUGUGCAAGCGAGGCCAUAUAGAACUGAUAGAUAAACUGGUGAUGGAAUAUGGCUUCGAUAUAGCAGAUAAAGACAACGAAGAAAACACACCUCUACAUGUUGCAGCCAUGACAGGUCAUGUUGAAACAGUGAGACACCUGAUCAGUAAGCACAGUGCUGAUUGCCAUGUUCGAGGUUACAAUGGUUAUUCUAUACUUCACUAUGCGUGCAAAUGUGGCCAUAUAGAACUGACAGAUACUCUGGUGAUGGAAUAUGGCCUCUAUCUCGGAGAUAGAGAUAAUGAUGGAAACACACCUCUACAUAUUGCAGCCGCUGAAGGACAUGUUGUAACUGUGAGACACAUAAUCAGUAAGCAUAGUGCUGAUAUCAAUUGCACUAAUAAUCAGAACAAUACUCCAUUGAUGCUAGCUACACUGAAUGGUCAUGUGCAUGUUUUAGAUCCGUUAAUCAAAGAAUUCAACAGCAAUUGUCAUGUCCAAGGUUACAACGGUUAUACUCUACUUCACUAUGCGUGCAAAUGUGGCCAUAUAGAACUGACAGAUAAACUGGUAAUGGAAUAUGGCCUCGAUCUCGCGGAUAGAGAUAAUGAUGGAAACACACCUCUACAUAUUGCAGUCGCUGAAGGACAUAUUGUAACAGUGAGACACCUAAUCAGUAAGCAUAAUGCUGAUGUUGACUGCACUAAUAACCAGAACGCUACUCCGUUGAUGCUAGCUGUGAUGGGUGGUCAUACACAUGUUUUGGAUGCAUUAGUCAAAGAAUUCAGCAGUAGUUGUCAUGUCCGAAAUAGCAAUGGUAAUACUCUACUUCACUUUGCGUGCAAGGGUAGCCAUAUAGAACUGACAGAUAAAUUGGUGAUGGAAUAUGGCCUCGAUCUUGCAGAUAGAGAUAAUGAAGGAAACACACCUCUACAUAUUGCAGCCAUGGCAGGACAUGUUGAAACCGUGAGACACCUGAUCAGUAAGCAUAGUGUUGAUAUUGAUUGCACUAAUAAUCAGAAAAAUACCCCAAUGAUGCUAGCUGCAAUGAAUGGUCAUGCGCGUAUUUUAGAUGCGUUAAUCAAAGAAUUCAACUGCACUUGUCAUGUCCGAGGUUAUACUCUUCUUCACUCUGUGUGCAAGCGAGGCCAUAUAGAACUGAUAGAUAAACUGGUGAUGGAAUAUGGCUUCGAUAUAGCAGAUAAAGACAACGAAGAAAACACACCUCUACAUGUUGCAGCCAUGACAGGUCAUGUUGAAACAGUGAGACACCUGAUCAGUAAGCACAGUGCUGAUUGCCAUGUUCGAGGUUACAAUGGUUAUUCUAUACUUCACUAUGCGUGCAAAUGUGGCCAUAUAGAACUGACAGAUACUCUGGUGAUGGAAUAUGGCCUCUAUCUCGGAGAUAGAGAUAAUGAUGGAAACACACCUCUACAUAUUGCAGCCGCUGAAGGACAUGUUGUAACUGUGAGACACAUAAUCAGUAAGCAUAGUGCUGAUAUCAAUUGCACUAAUAAUCAGAACAAUACUCCAUUGAUGCUAGCUACACUGAAUGGUCAUGUGCAUAUUUUAGAUCCGUUAAUCAAAGAAUUCAACAGCAAUUGUCAUGUCCAAGGUUACAACGGUUAUACUCUACUUCACUAUGCGUGCAAAUGUGGCCAUAUAGAACUGACAGAUAAACUGGUAAUGGAAUAUGGCCUCGAUCUCGCGGAUAGAGAUAAUGAUGGAAACACACCUCUACAUAUUGCAGUCGCUGAAGGACAUAUUGUAACAGUGAGACACCUAAUCAGUAAGCAUAAUGCUGAUGUUGACUGCACUAAUAACCAGAACGCUACUCCGUUGAUGCUAGCUGUGAUGGGUGGUCAUACACAUAUUUUGGAUGCAUUAGUCAAAGAAUUCAGCAGUAGUUGUCAUGUCCGAAAUAGCAAUGGUAAUACUCUACUUCACUUUGCGUGCAAGGGUAGCCAUAUAGAACUGACAGAUAAACUGGUGAUGGAAUAUGGCCUCGAUCUCGCGGAUAGAGAUAAUGAUGGAAACACACCUCUACAUAUUGCAGCCAUGGCAGGACAUGUUGAAACCGUGAGACACCUGAUCAGUAAGCAUAGUGUUGAUAUUGAUUGCACUAAUAAUCAGAACAAUACCCCAAUGAACCUUGCUGCAAUGAAUGGAUGUGCGCAUGUUUUGGAUUUAUUAGUUAAAAAAUUCAACAGCAGUUGUCAUGUUCGAGGUUACAAUGGUUAUACUCUACUUCACUAUGCGUGCAAAGGUGGCCAUACAGAACUGAUAGACAAACUGGUGAUGGAAUAUGGUCUUGAUCUCGCAGAUAGAGAUAAUGAUGGAAACACUCCUCUACAUAUUGCAGCCGUGGCAGGACAUGUUGAAGUAGUGAGACACCUGAUCAGUAGGCGUAGUGUUGACAUUGAUUGCACUAAUAAACAGAACAAUACCCCAAUGAUGCUAGCUGCAAUGAAUGGUCAUGCGCAUGUAUUAGAUGCGUUAAUCAAAGAAUUCGACAGCAAUUGCCAUGUUCAAGGUUAUACUCUUCUUCACUCUGUGUGUGAGCGUGGCCAUAUAGAUAAACUGGUGAUGGAAUAUCAUUAUAGCCUCAAUCUCGCAGAUAGAGAUAAUGAUGGAAACACACCUCUACAUAUUGCAGCCAUGUACGGACAUUUUGAAACAGUGAAACACCUGAUCAGUAAAUACAGUGCUGAUAUUGAUAGCAUGAAUAAUGGCCAAAAGCAAGCUACAAGCCUUGGAGCUUUAGAUGAGGUCAGAGAGCUGUUGAAAACAAAGCGAUAUGAAGUGGACGCCAGAAACUCCAACAAUCAGACAUCUCUUCAUCUUGCAUGUGCUAACGGUCAUAUUGAUACGGUUUGGACGCUAGCCAAUGACUUUGGUGCUGACAUAGGAGCUAUUGAUAAUAGUGGUAUUACACCAUUGCUCUUUGCUGCUAAGAACAAACAUGUACAAAUAAUUAUCAUGUUGGUUUUAUUAUCUAUGUGUGGUAGACACCACUCCAAUGGAAUAAGAGUGCCAUGUUCCUUUCAUUGUAGUCAGAUUAAUUCUCAUAAUGGUAAAAUCUUUGAAGAUGUCCUCUUUGAGUAUUGCAAUGAUUCUGAUGCUGAGGAAAAGGCUAUGCUAAUGAUAAGCACAUUUUUUGGAAAUUAUAUCGAAUUCAAAGAAUACAAUGAUAAUGGAUUCUUUACACUGCUUGUAGCUGCAUCACUUGGUCUCAAAGACUUGAUUAAUCGGCUUGUUACAGAAAAAAAAGCAGACCUAAAUAUUAAGGGCUUUCGUGGCUUGUCUGUGCUCCAUUGUGCUUGCUUUGGAGGACAUGUAUUGCUCAUGGAAACUCUUAUUUCAGAAUAUGGUAUUGACCCUCUGGUUAAAGAUAACAUUGGGCGCUCGGCUUUAUUUUAUGCUGCAAAAAGUGGUGCUGCCAAUUCGUGCGAUGGUGGCCACAUUGAAGUAAUAGACAAACUAGUAACGCAUUUUGGUCUCAAUCCCGCAGAUAGAGAUAAUAAUGGAGAUACACCUCUUCAUUGGGCAGCCUGGGCAGGAAAGGUUGAAACAGUGAGAUGCCUGAUUAUUAAGCACAGCGCUGAUAUUGAUUGCACUAACAAUAACAACAACACACCAUCGAUAGUAGCUGCAGGUAUUGCUCAUUUGCAUGUUGUGGAUGCAUUAGUCAAAGAAUUCAAUAGCAGUUGUAAUAUUCGAGGUAGAAAUGGUCGUACACUCCUUCACUUCGCAUGCCAUCGUGGUCAUAUAGGGCUAAUAGACAAACUGGUGAUGGAAUAUGGUCUCAAUCCCACACAUAGAGAUAAUGAUGGAAACACACCUCUACAUAUUGCAGCCGCUAGAGGACAUGUUGAAACAGUGAGACACCUGAUCCUUAAGUACAGUGUUGACAUUGAUUGUACUAAUAAUCAGAACACUACCCCGUUGAUGGUAGCUGCUCUGAAUGGUCAAAUGCUUGUUUUGGAUACAUUUCUCAAAAUAUUUAACGGUAGUCAUCAAGUCCGAGAUUGUGAUGGACAUACUCUCCUUCACUGUGCAUGUGAACAUGGCCACAUAGAACUGAUAGACAAACUAGUGAUAGAAUAUGGCCUUGAUCCCGCAAAGAAAGAUAAUGAAGGAAACACACCUCUACAUAUUGCAGCCAGGGAAGGAUUUGUUGAAGCAGUGAGAUACCUGAUCAGUAAACACGGUGCUGAUAUUGAAUGCACAAAUAAUCAGAAGAGUACUGCAUUGAUGCUAGCUGCGCUACGUGGUCAUAUGCAUGUUUUGAAUGUAUUAAUCAAAGAAUUCAAGUGCAAUUGUCAUAUCCGAAGUUACAAUGGUCAAACUCUCAUUCACUAUGCAUGCUAUGGUGGUCAUAUAGAACUGAUGGACAAACUGGUAAUGGAAUAUGGCCUCGAUCCCACAGAUAAAAAUAACAAUGGAAACACACCUCUCCAUAUUGCAGCCGCUAAAGGACAUGUUGAAACAGUGAGACACUUGAUCAGUAAGUACAGUGCUGAUAUUGACUGCACUAAUAAUCAGAGUGAUACACCAUUGAUGGUAGCUGUGCUGAAUGGUCAUAUGCAUAUUUUUGAUUCGUUAGUCAAUGUAUUCAGUAGCAGUUGUCAUGUCCGAGGAUAUAAUGGUUAUACUCUCCUUCAUUGUGCCAGUGAUGGUGGUCAUAUAAAACUGAUAGACAAACUGGUGAUGGAAUAUGGCCUCGAUCCUGCAGAUAGAGAUAGUAAUAGAAACACACCUCUACAUAUUGCAGCUGCUAAAGGACAUGUUGAAGUAGUGAGACACCUGAUCAGUAAACACAGUGCUGAUAUUGAUUGCAUUAAUAAUGAAAACAUUACACCGUUGAUGCUAGCUGCGUGGACUGGUAGUACACAUGUUUUAGAUGUGUUAGUUAAAGAAUUAAAUAGCAAUUGUUAUAUGCAACGUUACAAUGGCCGUACUCUCCUUCACUAUGCAUGUAAUGAUGGCAAUAUAGAAUUGAUAGACAAACUUGUAAUGGAGUAUGGCCUAGAUCUUGCAGAUAAAGAUAAUGAUGGAAACACACCUCUACACAUUGCAGCCAUUAAAGGACAUGUUGAAACAGUGAGACACCUCAUCAUCAAAUACAGUGUUGACUUUGAUUGCAUUAAUAAACAAAAUAAUACACCAUUGAUGGUAACUGCGCUGAAUGGUAAUAAACGUGUUUUGGAUGCGUUAGUCAAGGAAUUCAACAGCAGUUGUCAUGUCCGAGGUUACAAUGGAUAUACUCUACUUCACUUUGCGUGCAAAGGUGGCCAUAUAGAACUGACAGAUAAACUAGUGAUGGAGUAUGGCCUCGAUCUCGCAGAUAGAGAUAAUGAUGGAAAUACAUCUCUACACAUUGCAGCCAUUAAAGGACAUGUUGAAACAGUGAGACACCUGAUCAGUAGGCACAGUGCUAGUGUAGAUUGUAUUAAUAAACAGAACAAUACACCAUUGAUGUUAGCUGCACUGAAUGGUAAUAAACAUGUUUUGGAUGUGUUAGUCAAGGAUUUCAACAGCAUUUGUCAUGUCCGAGGUUACAAUGGUUAUACCCUACUUCACUUUGCGUGCAAAGGUGGCCAUAUAGAACUGACAGAUAAACUGGUGAUGGAAUAUGGCCUCGAUCUCGCUGAUAGAGAUAACGAAGGUAACACACCUCUACACAUUGCAGCCGCUAAAGGACAUGUUGAAACAGUGAGACACCUGAUCAGUAAGCAGAUUGUUGAUAUUGAUUGCACUAAUGAUCAGAACAUUACACCAUUAAUGGCAGCUGUGAUGAAUGGUCAUGUGAAUGUUUUUGAUUCAUUAGUCAAAGAAUUUAAUAGCUGUUCUUAUGUCCAGGGAAACAAUGGUUAUACUCUCCUUCACUAUGCAUGCUGUGGUGGCCAUAUAGAGCUGAUAGACAAACUUGUGAUAGAAUAUGGCCUUGAUCUUGUAGAUGGAGAUUGUGAUGGAAACACACCUCUACAUAUUGCAGUCGCUAAAGGACAUGUUGAAACAGUGAGACACCUGAUCAGUAAGCACAGUGCUAAUAUUGAUAGCAUCAAUGAUCAGAACAAAACUCCAAUGAUGCUAGCUGUGCUGAAUGGUCAUGUGCUUAUUUUGGAUCUGUUAGUCAAGAAAUUCAACAGCAGUUGGCAUGUCCAAGGCUAUACUCUCCUUCACUCGGCGUGUGAACAUGGCCAUAUAGAACUGAUAGACAAACUGGUGACAAUUUAUAGCCUUGAUCUUUCAGAUAGAGAUUUUAAUGGAAACACACCUCUACAUAUUGCAGCCAUGUUUGGACACGUUAAAGCAAUGAGACACCUGAUUAGUAAGCACAGUGCUGAUAUUGAUUGCACUAAUAAACAGAACAAUACACCAUUGAUGGUAGCUGCGCUGAAUAGUAAUAAACAUGUUUUAAAUGAGCUAGUCAAGGAAUUUAAUGACAGUUGUCAUGUCCAAGGUUUCAAUGGUCGUACUCUCCUUCACUAUGCAUGCCAUGGUGGCCAUAUAGAACUGAUAGACAAAUUGGUGAUGGAAUACGGCCUCAAUAUUGCAGAUAGAGAUGAUGAUGGAAACACAUGUCUACAUAUUGCAGCCAUGGUAGGAAACGUUGAAACAGUGAGACACCUGAUCAGUAAGCACAAUGUUGAUACUGAUAGCACCAAUAACAGCAACAACACUCCAUUGAUGCUAGCUGUGCUAAACGAUCAUGUGAUUGUUUUUGAUACGUUAGUUAAAAAAUUCAACAGCGGUCGUCAUAUCCAAGGUUAUACUCUCCUUCACUCGGCAUGCGAGCAUGGCUCUAUAGAACUGACAGAUAAAUUAGUGAUGAAAUAUGGUCUCAAUCUCGGAGAUAAAGAUAUUGAUGGAAAUACACCUCUACAUAUUGCAGCCAUGAAAGGUCGUGUUAAAGUAGUGAGACACUUAUUUACUCAGCACAAAGUGAAUAUCACCAACAAACAAAAAUCCACCACAUUGUGUUUAGCUACUGCAGGUGGUCACGAGAUCUUGAUACAUGCCCUAAUAAAAGAGUUUAAUUACAACCCACAUGUCAGAGGCUACAAUGGUCAAACUCUACUUCAUUAUGCUUGCCAGAAUGGUCACAUAGAAACUUUAAACAUUUUAAUAUCGGAAUAUAAGUUGGAUCCAACAAUUAGAGACAAUGAUGGGAACACCCCUCUGCAUAUUUUGUGUUGUACUCCGCAUGCUAAUGAAGAGAAGUUGAGAACAAUGCUUUUUAUGUGGACAGUGUUUCAAGUUAAUAACUAUGGCAACACACCUCUUCACACAGCAACUCUUUUUGAACAAGUUCGUUGUACAGGCCUACUAUUGCAGAAAUACAAUGCUCCACUUUUUGUGCGAAACAAAGAUGGUAGGACAGCCCUAGAUUUAGCUAAAGCUCAGAAAAGUCAGGAAAUUGUUUCAAUUUUCAAAAAUCCUAAUUCUGAAAUCCAAUCAACCUACCAGCUGCUAGACAAACUUGCGAAACAAGAGUUUGGUGGUGUGAAGAACCUCACCAGAAUAUUUGUUGUAGGUCAUCCAGGUGCAGGGAAGUCCACGCUUGUUGAAACAAUAAAAAAGGAAAGUUUCUUCAGCUACUUCAGCACAACAACUGUAACACCGCACACUGCAGGCAUUGUUCCAAGUACUUAUGACAGUAGUGUUUACGGAAGAAUAAUACUUUACGAUUUUGCUGGUGAUUCCGAGUACUACUCCUCACACGCUGCAAUUAUGGAGUCCAUCAACACAUCGAAAGGAAAUAAUAUAUAUUUGAUACUUUGUGAUUUGAGUAAAGGCGAAGAAGCUGCUGCCACUAAAUACAGCUACUGGCUUUCAUUUCUAUCCUACAAUAUUAAGCAAUUCUCAAACACAAUGAUUAUACCAGUGGGAAGCCAUGCUGAUGUAAUCAACGAAACAUCAGCAUUAUGUGUGCUUGACAGCGUAACCCAAAAGUUCUGUGACAGCUCCAAGAUGGAGGAUUUAUACAUCGAAAAAAGUGUUGCUCUUGAUUGUCGCAAACGAGGAACUGUAGUGAAUGACAUAAAGGAACUUGUUAAGAAAUUCUCUAAAUUAGUAUCCCCCGUGGAACUUUCCCCUGAGUCAAGCACUCUCCUGGGAUUGUUUAAAAAAGACUUUGAACAGGUUACAGCUUGCAAAGUAAGCCUCCUUAUAUCUCACAUAGAAGAGACUGGAAUUCCUUUGCCACUAAAUUCUUCAUCACUAUACAUUCUCAUAAGAGAGUUACAUGAUUUGGGUCUGCUAAUGGUGAUAGAGAGAGGAGACUCCAUUGAGAACCACAUAAUCAUUCUCGAAAUAUCGACAUUCACAUCAGAUGUACACAAUAAACUGUUUUCAAAGGCUGCUAAAGUGAACCUCACCAAGCAUAUAGAUCAACUCAAGUUCAGCGUAGGCAUUAUUCCAGAAUCACUACUGGAGAGAGUACUACCAGAGUACAUCACGAAAGAAAGUUUACUUAAGCUGCAAUACUGUCAAGAAAUUGAAAAUUUGUACGUGGAAGAGGACCACACUCUUUCUCAACUCACUCCUGGACCAGUACCAAUAGAGAAUGACACUAAAGAGAAGUCUCAUUUAUUUUUCCCCGCUCUAUGUGAUCUCAAGCUCGAGGAAAUUCAAUGGUAUGAAUCUGAAGAUGAUAAGAUUACAUUGGGAUGGUAUGCUAAAUGUGAUCAUGACAGUUUCGAUUUCUUCCCAACACGAUUUCUUCAUGUGCUUAUUGUUAACCUCUCUCACAACUUUGCACUGAAACAAAGCCUGCCCACAAGACACAGACUCUCCACUACAGCUUCCGAUUCUUUGAUUGCUGAGGUACACGCUGCCAAUCCUCGCUGCCACGUCUGGUCGACUGGUCUGCAUUGGCUUAUGAAGAAUGGAGUGGAAGUAUUUGUGAAUAUGCCUAAAGACGCUGAUAGCAAAGAACUUAUUGUACUAGCAAGAAGUAACAUUGAAAAUCAAGUCGAAUGUGCUAACACUCUGCGAGUAGUUAUUCAGAAGGUAGUCAAUACAAAAUUUGAGUUCUGUGCUAGUAUAGUGCCUACUGUUUACCUUCUUGAUCCGAGUAAUCUCAAGGAUGAACCUUUUACAAAUGCUAGAAAUGCACCUAAAUAUGCUCUAAGUGAUAUUGAAGAGGCACUAGCAGAAGGCACUGAGCGAGUCAUGGAUAAAGAAGGACAAUGCUUCUCCUUUCCGAUCAAGGAUUGGAUCAGCCCAACAAGUUGGGCCAUUACAUACUGGAAUUGGUUGUUUCCAAUGGAUACCGUCUUGGUUCACUCUCUUUUACAAGAAGUAAAUGGUGCUCAAUGGAAACUGCUAGGAAUGAGUCUUGCGAUCCCCUGGAACAAAUUAGGUGCCAUUGAGAAUGAAGCAUUCUUCCCUGGUGAUAUUGCUAAGAAAGAAGAAGUAAUUCGACUAUGGAUGUCUCAAGAACCCACCUGGACAGUGUUGGUAGACACUCUCAGUCAAUCUGCAUAUGGAUGGUCACAGAAUUCAAGUCAAAUCUCACAAGAGCAUAACGUGACUCUACAAGAAAAAAUACUCUGUGAAAGCAAUUCAUCCCUCCGUCCUGAUGAGGACUUUCUUCAAUAUUUUGCUGCCAUCAUUGGCUCUCGAUGGCAGAGUCUUGCUUCUCCUCUCUCCCUCACUUCUGAAGACAUUGUGAGCAUCAAGAGAGAGACAAAAGGAGUAAAGCCGACCAGACAAGCACUCGUCAUGCUGCAGAAGUGGGCAGCCAGGGAGACGGCAACUUAUGGUCAGUUGAGAGAGAGACUCCGAACACUCUCAGUGUUUCAUAUCUGAGAAAAGUAUGCAGUAUCUGUUUACGAUAAUAUAUCACCUUGUUUGUGUCAUGCUUUGCCAUUAAAUUUAAACAACAAUUCACAACUGCACUUUCAAUUUACAUUUUUUCACACUGCACUGCAAUACACUGUGUAUACAGCCUUAAAAUAAGCACUUGUUAGUUUCUUGAUUUUGUCAAUUCUUAUUAGUCAAUUAAUGCUCCCUCAAGUAAUUUUUGUACUGCAGCUAGAGCUUCAACUAGUAUUGUACAAAACUUCUGUAACAGCUCUAAGAUUGACUCUAAUGUCGUAAACGAGGAGCUGUGAAUGACUCAUCGUCCUCUGUCGGAUUUUCCCCAGAGACAAGCUCUCUUCUGGGAUUGUUGAAAAACACUUUGACUACAUUCCAGCUUGUAAAGUAUGCCUCCUUAUCUCUCACAUAGAAGAUACUGAAAUUCCACUCACACCCUAAGAGAGUUACUCACAUCAGGUGUACCCAUAAUGAUAAUGUUUUCAAAGUCUGCUAAAGCGGACAUCAUGCACCAAUUACAUCGAUCAAUUCAAGCUCAGCGUUGUCAUAAUUAUUACAGAAUCGCUAUUGCAUGGAAAAAUACUACCAGAAUAUACCACAAGCUGUAGUACUGCUGAGAAUUUGUACGUGGAAGAGUACCACAGCCUUUCUCAACUCACUUCAGAAUCAGUAUCAACUGAGAGUGCCACUAAAGAGAAAUCUCAUCUGCUUUUUUGAUCUCUGGGUGAAAGGUGACAACAUUACCCAGGAUUAUGAUAAAUGUAAUGUUGGUAGAUUUGACUAUUUCCUAACGAUUUCCUCAUCUCAUUUCUCUCCCAGCUUUUCAUGAAAACAAAGCUUGCCAACAAGCCGCAGGCUCUCUAUAAUAUCUUCUGAAUUUUUAUUUUCUGAUUCUUCUACCUAAUUAUUGUUCUUUGAUUGCAGAGGUCUGCAAUUAUGCUGCCAAUCCUUGCUGUCAUGUCUGGUCUACAUGUACUAUAUUUGGUAUGCAGGCUUAUGAAGAAUAGAGUGGGUGUAUUUGUCGAUAUGCCUAAAGAUGCUGAUAGGAAAGAACCUAUAAUUGCGAGAAGUAUGCUAACAAAAUAUAUACACUCUGCAUCUAGUUUCAGGAAACAGACUUUACUGGUGCAUAUAAUUAUUGUCUUCUGUUUAUCUUCUUUAUCCGAGCAAUCUCAAGGAUGAAACUUUUACAAAUGCUAGAAAUGCACCUAAUUAUGCUCUAAGAGAUAUUGAUGAAGCAGUAGCAGAAGGAACUAAGCAAGUCAUGGAAAGAAGGAUAUGCUUCUCUAUUCCGAUGAAAGAUUGGGUCAUCCCAAAAGAUGGACUGGAUCUACAUAAUAUUACUGGAGCACUGAUAAACUUAUCGAUAAAGACAGAAAAUGCUCCACUUCAAUCAACAUUGGAUCAGCUCACACACAGAUUUGUUGUUUCCGAUGUGUGAGUCCAUGAUUGACUCUGCUUUGAACUGCUUAGGAAUGAAACGAAGCAUCCUUCCCUGGUAAUAUUACCAAGAAAUAAUUCGACUGUGGAUGUCUCAAGAACCCACCUGGAAAACAUUGGUAGACCCUAGCCUCUCGUAGUCAACCUAUGAUUGGGUUGUCCAACAAAACAAGUUAAAUCUCACAAGAACACAACGUGCUUCUGCACAAGAAAAGCAUUAUCGAAAACAUUCAUCUGUCCGUCCUGACGAUAAAACUUUCUCCAAUCAUUUGCUGCCAUCAUUGGCUCUCGUUGGCAGUGUCUUGCUUUUCCCCUCUCCCUCACUUCUGAAGACAUUGUGAGCAUCAACAGAGAGACAAGAGGAUCAGAGCCAACAAGAUGACAAGCACUCGUCAUGCUACAUGGUCAUGCACUUUCCGUGUUUCAUAUCUGUACCACAUUAUGUGUAGAUUUAGCUGCAUGCAUUCAAUUGCACUUACAUACUGCAAUCCAAUUAACACAUGUUUGUGUCACUGAACUUUCAGAAUUCAUGCCUUGCCACUUAAGCAAAAAUUACUUACUGCUACACUUCCAAUUGUCAUUUUUUCUACUGAUAUACAACAUCUUACGUCCUUCAAAAUAAAAAAAAUAAAAAAAAAAAAAGCUAAAGCUAAUCUUAUUCCAAGCACAUCGAUCAACUCAAGCUCAGCGCAGGUAUUAUUCCAGAAUCACUACUGGAGAAAGUACUGCCAGAGUACAUCACAAAGGAAAGUCUACUUAAGCUGCAGUACUGUCACAAAAUUGAAAAUUUACAUGUGGAAGAGGACCACACUCUUUCUCAAAUCGCGGUCCCAACAGAGUGUGCAACUAAAGAGAAAUAUCAUCUAUUUUUCCCUGCUCUAUGUGAUCUCAAGCUCGAGGAAAUUCAAUGGCCGAAGUUCGAAGGUGAUAAAAUUACCUGGGGAUGGUAUGCUAAAUGUGAUGGCGACAGAUUUGAUUUCUUUCCAACACGAUUUCUUCAUGUGCUUAUUGUUCAUCUCUUUCACAACUUUGCACUAAAACAAAGCUUGCCCACAAGACAGACUCUCUACUACAGCUUCCGAUUCUUUGAUUGCGGAGGUAUAUGCUGCCAAUCCUCGCUGCCGUAUCUGGUCGACUGGUCUGCAUUGGCUUAUGAAGAAUGGAGUAGAGGUAUUUGUCGAUAUGCCUAAAGAUACUGAUAGUAAAGAGUUGAUUGUACUAGUAAGGAGUGACAGAAAAAAUCAAGUCGAAUGUUUGAACACUCUGCAGCUAGUUAUUCAGAAGGUAGUCGAAACAAAAGUUGAAUUCUGUGCUGGUAUAGUUCCUACCGUUUACCUUCUUGAUCCGAGAAAUCUCAAGGAUAAAACUUUUACAAAUGCUAGAAAUGCACCUAAGUAUUCUCUUAAAGACAUUGAAGAGGCACUAGCUGAAGGCGCUAUGCAAGUCACAGAUAAAGAAGGACAAUGCUUCUCCACUCCAAUCAAAGAUUGGAUCAGCCCAACAAGAUUGGCGUCAUCUUACUGGAGUAAGUCACUUUCACACACACCUAGCUAAUUUCUAUAAUUAUACACAUUAUAUAAUUAUAAGAUUUGGUUUUUCCGAUGGAUACCUUCUUAGUUCACUCUGCUUUGCAAGGAGUACAUGGUGCUCAGUGGAAACUACUAGGAAUAAAUCUUUCAAUCCCCUGGAACAAAUUAGAUGCCAUUGAAAGUGAAGGAUCAUUCCCUGGUGAUAUUGAAGAAAUAAUUCGACUGUGGAUGUCUCAAGAACCAACCUGGCAGAAGCUCUCAGUCAAAAUCUCACAAGAACACAACGUGCCUCUACAAGAGAAAAUCCUCGGAAGCAAUUCAUCCUCUCUGUCCUGACGAGGAGUUUCUCCAAUCAUUUGCUGCCAUCAUUGGCUCUCGAUGGCGAUGUCUUGCUUUUCUCCUCUCCCUCACUUCUGAAGACAUUGUGAACAUCAAGAGAGAGACAAGAGGAGCAGAGCCGACCAGUCAAGCACGCAUUAUGCUACAGAAGUGGGCAGCCAGGGAGACGGCAACUUAUGGCCAGUUGAAAGAGAGACUGUUGAUCUUUACACUUUCAGUGUUUACUCUCUGAGCAGCAUGUAUAUAUAGCUAUCACAAGAAAACAUGUAUAGAUAUUCGUUUAAAUGCAUGAUGGUGUACUGUUAAUGUUGUAGCUGUUUAGAUCAACGCGCAUAACUAUAAAUCACAAAAUUAAUUACUCCUGCACUUUUCAUUUUCAGUGUUUUGCCAUCAGUGCCAUGUAAUAUAAUUAUAUAUAAUUAUACAUCAUUAUGUCCUUCAAAAA